Messenger RNA from Phalaenopsis equestris, 1375 nucleotides. RefSeq names its product U-box domain-containing protein 21-like. Gene Ontology annotation, molecular function: ubiquitin protein ligase activity. The record is from RefSeq and is a predicted model, not a curated record. The transcript is spliced from 3 exons. Lineage: Eukaryota; Viridiplantae; Streptophyta; Magnoliopsida; Asparagales; Orchidaceae. Bases 45 to 1340 code for a protein of 431 amino acids. Gene Ontology annotation, biological process: protein ubiquitination.
ACCAAAUCAACAACACAAAAUCCUUCUCUCAUUUACUCCCUCCCAUGGCCCUAAGAUCCUUCAAGCUCUCCUCAAAACUCCCUUUCCGCCGACGACCCAUCCACUCCAUCGCCGGCGAUUCCCCCGCCGAGCUCUCCAUCCCUUCCCACUUUCUCUGCCCCAUCUCCAUCGACUUAAUGAAAGACCCUGUCAUUCUACCCUCCGGCAUCACAUUCGACCGCUCCAGCAUCGAAACAUGGCUGCAAGCCGGCAACUUCACCUGCCCUGUAACCAAAAAUCCCCUUUUUGCCGCCGAUCUAAUCCCCAACCACACCCUCCGCCGCCUGAUCCAAGCCUGGUGUGUGGCCAACCGCUCCCUCGGCAUCGAGCGCAUCCCCACCCCGAAGAUUCCAAUAACCUCCCUGCAAGUCUCCGAAUUACUUUCAGAGAUCUCCGACGCUCAUUGUAGAUUCAACGGCGACCAAUGCGCCGAAUUGGUGGCCAAGCUGAAGAUGUGGGCUUCCGAAAGUGAUCGAAACCGGCGGUGCAUUACGACGAACGGCGCCGCGAGGGUGGUUUCGGGAGUUUUUGAAGACUUCCCCUCAGAGCAGGUGUUGUCAGCACUCGCCGGAAUGCUGCCAUUUGAUAAAGAAGCUAGAAGGAAGCUGGUUUCUGAUAAAUCUCUUCGCUCUAUUGCAUCGGUCAUGAGGAAUGGAACUCUGUCAGGACGGCUUAAUGCAGUUUUGGUUGUAAAAGAGAUGGUUUCAACAAACAAUGAAGACUGUGGCAUGAUUGCAAGAAAUGCUGAGUUGAUUGAGGGUAUUGUGAAGCUUAUCAAGGAGCCGAUAUCGCCGCAGGCUACAAAGGCGUCGCUUGUCGCUGCCUACCAAUUAGCUUCCGCUGACAAGAGGACUGCAUCGAGGUUCGCCGAGAUGGGUCUAGUUUCGGUGAUUUUAGAAAUGAUUGUUGAUUCGGAGAGGAGUUUCUGUGAGAAAGGUCUGGCUUUGCUGGACACAAUUCUGAGCGCAGAGGCAGGGAGGAAGAUGGCGGCCGGCAAUGGCCUCACUAUGCCGGUGCUGGUGAAGAAGAUGCUAAGGGUGUCGAAUGUGGCCACCGAACUGGCUGUUUCAGCGGCAUGGAAGCUCUGCAAGAGGAAAGGAAAUGGGGAAGGUGAGGAGAAUUGGUUGAAAGAAGCAGGAGAAGUUGGAGCUUUUCAGAAGCUGUUACUGUUGUUGCAGGUGGGCUGCAGUGACAGCACAAAAGAGAAAGCUAGCGAGCUUUUAAAGAUGUUGAAUGGCUUCAGGGGAAGAAUGGAAUGUAUUGAAAGUGUGGAUUUUAAAGGGAUUAAGAGGUCCUUUUGAUUCUUUUGUUUUUGUGGAGUGUACAUUACACAGAU